Molecule: messenger RNA, 1068 nt
Organism: Caenorhabditis elegans
Lineage: Eukaryota; Metazoa; Nematoda; Chromadorea; Rhabditida; Rhabditidae
Gene: srt-6
Product: Serpentine Receptor, class T
Exons: 4
Coding region: 1-1068 (355 amino acids)
Source: RefSeq, marked reviewed
AUGUCCCUGCAAAUGUCACUUUACUACGUGCUUGCAAAUUCCUUUAAUUUGCCAAAAGAGUAUGAUUGCCCUGAUUUUAUGAAAACUGCAAUUAUGACGCAACGACCUAUUCUGGGAGCUUAUUUUUUCACUAGUGGGGUCAUUUUUAUAUUUCUAUAUACGCUUUGUUUCCUUGCAAUUUUGAAACUCAAUCUUCGAGUUCCCGUUAACCAACUCAUGCUGCUGCUAUCAAUUUUGGAUAUUCUAUCACUUAGCAUUAACUCUGUGGCAACUGGUGUUUUCAAUGUUCUUGGGAUAUCCUUUUGCCAAUUUCCGUUUUUAAUAUUUUUGUAUGGGUCAGUUGGUGAAUCAUGCUGGAUGAGUGGGAGUGCCUGUUCAGUCCUUCUCGCCAUUGAAAGAUGUGUGGAAAUUAAUCCCAAUUUCCCGUUGGAAUUUGUUUUCCGCAAGAAAGUAUUUUAUUUUGUUCUUGGUGCAUUGGUAGGUUAUAGCUUUUGGUCAUUGCUAUUCACGAAGCCUGUCCUUUUUUCCGUGGAGUAUAGCUGCUGGUUUUUUGAUCCAAUGACUGGGGAAAAUCCGGAUAUUUUUGUUAGUCACCCCGAAACUGUUAGUAACAUUGUUCUAGUGAUUUGUACGGGUACUCUUUAUUUAUAUCUAUCUUACAAUCUACUUUUCAAACUAGGUUACUCUACUUCGACAUGGCUCUACAAGACUAAACGUCAGAUAAUAUUCCAAGCAGUCAUCCUCUGUGUUUUUCAUGCAACGGUUGCUGGGCUCUACAGUUUUAUGAUGUUUUGCUAUGUCUCUUCACAACUCAUGCUUAUAAGUCAAAUUCUAUGGGCUUGGAGCAGUGGAUGCAUGUGCAUUGCUUACUUAACAUUCAACAGAACAAUCCGGAAUUCUGUGAUAAAAAUUCUAAUUCCAAAAGCGAUCCGAUUACGUCAUGGUUUGCACGUUGGAUUUGAAGAGCACUUGGCACAAACCGAGGCAGCGAACAAUGUGGGAAAAGGAAUAUUAAACGCCGCAGGCUCGGCAGUCAAAUUAAACAAUUUUGUUAUGAACAGUACUUAA